Messenger RNA from Vigna radiata var. radiata (mung bean), 1296 nucleotides. RefSeq lists its product as uncharacterized. The record is from RefSeq and is a predicted model, not a curated record. The transcript has a single exon. NCBI's taxonomy places the organism in Eukaryota, Viridiplantae, Streptophyta, Magnoliopsida, Fabales, Fabaceae. The coding region runs from base 397 to 1212 and encodes 271 amino acids.
UAUGAUUUCUUUAGUAGUGUGCCUUUGUCAUUGAACUUAACAUCAGCUAAACAAUUCUUCGUACAAUAAAUUAACCCUUCCAACACAGUAAAUUUGCCCAUUAACGUGAGAGUGAUAAUAACUGAUUAGGAGAAAAGCUGCUAUAAAAUAUAAGACAGAAUUGUUUGAGAGGCACAGAAGUCAACAACAACACGCUCCUUUCAUCAAAAGCAAAAGCUACAAAACUUAAAAAAAAAAGAAAAAACAUGUUUAUGAUGAAAACGAGUGACUAUAUUCCAAAUAGAAAAAAUAAUUUAGGGUUUGUGAGGGUUGUGGGGCCCUGUAGGAAGCAGAAAGUAAACAAGGGCAAUAAAGGGAGCGUGUGAAGACAAAGGACUCAAAAAGCAAAGGAAGCCGAUGCCAGAAAGGAGAAUUGCAUUCAUAUUUCAAAACAAAAAGCUGAAGAACCUUUCAUGGCUCCCCUUCUUCUAUAUAUCAUCUUAUAAAGAAAAUUCACUCAGAUCAUUCAUUCACACAGCUACAUAUAUUUUCUUCUGUUUCCUUUCAUGCACCAAAGUACACAACAUCAUCAAAUCUUACUCACAAAAAAUCAUUACUAUAACUGCCACUGUCAUCACGUCAGCAAUGCAGCUAGGAAGCUCCAUUUCCAACACCAUCAAGUUCUUGCACAACACUCUUGAGAACUUCAAGUCUUGUUUCUCUCCCGGAUACCAGAAGCUUCCCAAGACACCUCCACAAAAUCAUUUCUUGGGCAUGGACAAUAACAACCCAUCUUACAAAGACUUAGAAAAGUUCUACAGUGACUUCACCAAGCAAUGGGAUUCAGGAAAGGAGAAGGGCAGGCAAAGAAGCAAGAAAAAAGGCAAAGAGGUUGCGUUGAACAAUGCAAGGCAUGAUGAACAGAAGAUGAAUGAUGAGACUGAGAAAAGAGAGCAAUGUGAGAAGAAAAAGAACGAUUCAUCGUUGAAUUCGAUGAAGGGUAGGAGGGGAAAUGGAAAUUAUUGCAUGGUGGAAAAGAAGCUUAGAGAAAUGGAGAUGUUGGAGAUGAGUGAUGUGGAUUAUGUACUUGACAUCGAGGAGGUUCUUCAUUACUAUUCUAGAAUCACUUGUCCCAUGUAUCUUGAAAUUGUGGAUAAAUUCUUCAUGGAAAUGUACUCUGAGUUCAAUGGUGGUCUUGUUGUUACACCUCGUACUCGUAGUAGUGAGUCUUAGAUUCCAUGACUUUUGUCUUGUUCUUUAAUGUUUCUGUCCAUGGAUGCCAUGGAUGAUUUCGUUUGCUUCUAAAAUUCAAAAUAA